CAAUUCUCUUGUCUGUUGUGAAAUUGUGAAAAAAGCCAAAUUUGGUCAAAAUUCUUUUUUUAAGUUCUGAACAAUUGAUUCGAAAUCAUUAUAAAAAUGAAUAAGAUGGUACUUUGAUAGGAAGUAAAGUAAAAAAUCAGCUGCAGCAUGGCAGAUAAUAAUCCAAAAGAGUUUGCUGAAGAUUCCAACUCGGAAAUAACAAAGCAAGACUGUGCAAGUGAUCCCAAACCAGUUCCACGUCACGAUGCAGAAAGCCGAAAUACGCCAUUCGGCAGCUUCCUUGGGAAUUCAUUCCAGGCUUUUGUCCCUUCAUCUCCACCCUCUUUUGUAUCCAUGGAAGAGAUCCUGAAAGUUGCGGAAGAUGUUUCAAAAUCAGAAUUCAACAUGGCUUUGGCUCAUGAAAUAGCCGUCAAUAGUGACUUCAAACUGCAGCAAAAGCUCCCUGAGUCAAAUAUUCAAGCAAAAAUUACCGAAAUCUUUCACAAAGCUUUUUGGGACAUUCUGCAAGAACAGUUGUCUAGCACACCACCAGAUUGUUCCCAAGCCAUUGUUUUACUAGCAGAGAUUAAAGAGAUUUUGUUGUCCUUGCUUAUGCCGCACAGCACCCGUUUGAGGAAUGAGAUCAAUGAUGUGCUGGAUGUGGAUUUAGUGAAACAGCAGGCAGAAAAAGGGACAGUGGACAUUGGGAGUUACGCCCAGUUCAUCAUUUCGACGAUGGCUCGUUUGUGUGCCCCAGCAAGAGAUGAGAAUAUUCAAAAGCUCCGGCAGCUGAAUGAUGUCGUCCCUUUGUACAAAGGAAUAUUGGAAACUCUGGACUUGAUGAAGAUAGAUUUUAUGAAUUACACCCUAAUCAACAUACGACCUCAUAUACAGAGACAUUCUAUUGAAUAUGAAAAGAAUAAGUUUGAAGAAAUACUUAAAUCUCUUGAAGGAUUAUCUGUUCCUGUGGAUGGCCUUAAAUUUACCCGUAUUUGGUUGCAAAAUGUUUAUCAAGAAAUUUCAAAAGAAACAAAUGCUUCCGAGGUCCCAAAUUCUUUAAUUUUACGAAAAGCUUACAUUAAAAUUUUACAAUGGAAGGAUACUGAUAAUUUUCCUGAGACACUGCAUCUUGAUCAUGCUCGUUUCAUUGAAAUGAAAGAAAAUUUAACUGUGAUGAUACUGACUGCCAGUGUGAUUCUUGUUACCUAUUCUAAUGUUGGUCCUGCUAUCCAGGGAAUUACAGAUUUUAAAGAACUUCUCAAAAGCCAUGUCCAGAUACUUCUUGCGGAUAUAAAAAAAAUUAGUUCUGUAGGCCAGUUGGAAGAAAAAAUGGAAACAGUAGCCUUGCAAGUUCUGAAAGAUGUUAAUUUAUGCUUAGAUCAACAUGGAUACACAGCCCUGGAAGAAGAAAAAGAAAAAACACUGAUAUCACUAAUAAAACAAAUUUCUACAGAAGAUCAUAGUGUUCGACAAUUACUAUCAAAGCGCAUUUUAGAGUUUUUGGAGUUGACACUACAUUCUUCAACAAUGCUGAAAAUACCUCCUGGCCUUUCUUCAUUACAAAAAGAACUUUCAUCAUUUGCUGGGCAGUUUUUGUCUUUAGUUCGCCACAACACUGCUGUUUUUAUUGAAUAUUACGAUCGAAUUCUUAAUGAUGUAAAACACAUAAAAUUAUAGUAAUACAUUUUAAUUAAACUUUUUGGUGACAUGGCGAUAUGAAUUAUCAAUUUCAUAAAUGCUACACAUUCACGAAAAAGUAUUUUUGUAACAGACCUUUCUUUGGUUUUGUAUCCGGUUAAUUCAAUCUUGUAGCAUGAAGUUUUGCAGUCAAAAUAAUAAUACUAAACAAUUUUGUUACUGAAAAACAAGUUUGCAAUACAAAACAUCUUCUUUUGUGUACACUUGGUUAACGCUUUUAAAACCUUAACUAAUGAUUAAAAAUCAGAAACAAUAACUUUGUGAUGCAGCAAAUUAUUGUAGUGCAAAAAAUAUUUAUCAUACUUGUAAAAGAAUUUAUUUACAUAUUUAAUAAAUAACAUACAUUUAUACAAAA
Uloborus diversus is the source of this 2032-nucleotide messenger RNA. RefSeq names its product T-complex protein 11-like protein 1. NCBI's taxonomy places the organism in Eukaryota, Metazoa, Arthropoda, Arachnida, Araneae, Uloboridae. Gene Ontology annotation, biological process: signal transduction. The record is from RefSeq and is a predicted model, not a curated record. The coding region runs from base 148 to 1656 and encodes 502 amino acids. The transcript has 10 exons.